AGUAUGCCAGGCGAUUCAUUUUAUUGGAGCCCUGUAGAAAAUGAUACAGAUGAUUCUUUUCAAGAAAAAGAAGGAUACAUCGAUCCCUGGGAUUUGGAAAACUAUGCCUAUAUAAGAGAACACCUGGACUCCAUGGAACUCAGCUCUAGCCCUAGUGGUCCCAGUGGUAGUAGUGGAGAAUUCGCAGAAGCAACGAACUCUUUUGAUUUUAUUCCAGGAAAAAAAAAACCAGGACCACCUUAUAUAUCAAAACAGGCACCUUACUUGACAGAAGACAGUAAUUUCGAAUCAAUUCUGAGUGAACAAGAAAACUAUGCUGACAUAGAAGAAAUUCAGAACUAUGAGAGAAAAAACAGAAGAGCCACCAGUGAAAUGCAGUGGCCAAUUCGAAAAAGACUAAUGGAAGAAUACGAGCCAGAGGUGAGCCCUUACGCUGAGGGAAUAGUUCAAGAUAAUCCAGUUUUUGGAAUUUACGACAGAAACGGAGUAUUUCGAAGAGUUGCUUUGCCUAUUUCUUAUCCGAAACCAAAGAAAGAUAGAAGUCUGAGCUUUUCUUAUGGAGAUUUUGGUAACGACCAGUAUGGUUCCUCUUCCAAGCCCGAUCUCUACAGUAAAUUGGAAGAUAACCAAAGUGGAGAAGAUUCAUCCUUACCGAUAUAUGAUGACGUCGGAAGAAACAUGAACCAUCUUAGAGUCAACAAACCACAGAAUUUUAGUUUCAGCAAAUACGGACAUUUAAAAAUAGAUUAUUCCCGCAGUUGGAAUAAUUUAAAUAAAUAUAUGAAGUAUAACUGAUACUGAUAAUCAUUCAAAUUCAUCAUGGCAAUUACCCUUGAGGUAUAAGAAUAGGAAUUUAUAUUAUUAUUAGAUUAAUUUAGGUAACUUCAAAAUAGCUUAUCAUUUCCAUUAUUCUCAAUAUUAUCGAAAGUUAGAUUUGAUUGGUAUUUCAUGUAUUCAAAAGAAAACAAAUAUCAGUUAUGGUUCAGGCUGCAGGCCUGUUUCAUAGCGCCUAUUCACAAAUAAGGAACAAGCAAUGGGACAAAAAUUUUGGUUGUGUUGUUGUGAAUUUCAUAUAACAUAAUGAUCAAUCCUUGUUCAAGAUUGUAGAGUAGGUACCCAAUAUGACAUCGUUUAUUAAUAACAGUGGCUGUACAUGAAUACAUUCUUAGCUAGAUACUGCUUUAUUUAUUGUUGAAAUGAUGUAGGUCUAGUGAUUCUGGAAUCUUGGGACAAUCAGUGAUCCCCAUAUCAAAUGAACAAUACAUGUGAGUCAAACCUAUUAAAUAAACAGCCUGAAGGAUUUGUAACUUUCCCUUGGUUGGGAAUUUGCCCCUCUGUAUCUAUACGUUCCUGAAGACUAUAAGGGAGGCUAUAAUUCACAAUAAUAUACGUGUUGGGAUUUUUUUGUUCAACAUUUCUCCUAUAUUCACACCUUUGAAUCGCAACAUACAGUAUAAACCCUCAAAUCAUCUAGACGUAAGGAGACAAUUUGGUAUAUCUUACGAUUUGGUCAUUGCAAUGCCAUUUUUAAACCAUAUGAGGAAGAAUAACUAACUAACUUGUUAUCAGGAACAAAGUUUUGAUCACUUUUGUUUCUGGAGUUACUUUAGUCACAAAACGGGAAUAAUACCUGAUAUAUUGUUGUAUUUCAGAAACAGUGCAUCGUAGAAAAAAAUAUUCCAUUUGGUAUAGAGGCAUAUAUGUUUCAGUUUUAUUAUUUUCAAUGUUUGCAAUAAUGAAAAUUAUUGAGCAAUGAUGAUGAGAUAAAAAUGUUUCUUUCAUUACAAAAAUACUAGUCAGAAAAUAUAGAAGUUAAUACUUUUUUUCAACUCUACAGUUUUAGUCUAAUCAAUAAUUUCCAUUUCAUAACUUUUGAGGUCGCCUUCUCCGAAAACGAUAAUUUAAUUCAUUAUUUCACCCAAAAUAAUUUCACCUAAAGUUAUUCAGUUCCAAAAUAAAUACCUAUUUCAAAAGUUAUAAAUACUAUAGCAAAAACUAAUGAAGAUAUUCAAAAUUUUUGAAAAUAUUAUCAAAAAGAAGAAAUGUUUUUGAAAUCUCUCGGAACUGAAGCCCUAAUAUUUAUAAUUUUGACAAUGCGGUGAAAAUAGGAUGAAACGAGUGCUUCGGCUCUGACACGUGCCCCCCGAUGCUGGCGCUUCAACAAAAAAUUGUUUCAGCUCAUUCAAUUUGAAUAUUGACGGAUACAAAAAUUUGAUUACUUGCUGUAAAGUUGGAUAAACAACAAUCCGCCGGGAAAAAUGUAUGGCAAUUUUCCUUUCAAUUAUGUUUUUGGUAAUUAAUAAGUUUUUUCGAGUUAAAGAUUUACUUAAAAACCUCAAUAAAUUUUGAAAUUUAUGCCUGGAUUUUCACCCUUUUUAGAGAGAUUCUUUGAAGGCUGUAGAAAAGAUCCUCCAUCGAGAAAAUUCAAUUAUUCCAUAAACAAUAUAUUUUUCAUAAGAGUUUUUUAACAAAUAAAAUGAAAAAUUCAAAAAAAUUGUAAUCAAGUAGUUUUGGUCAACAAGAAAACAAAACAGCGACGAUCUUUUCUAAAGUCCAAACAUGCUCCGCUAUUUCCGAUUUGUUGGUUUCUCUGCCGUGUGUUUCUCUUGUACUCGGCAAUGCGGACUCACAGGGUAUCCGGUUAAUGAAAUUCUAGGAAUCGCAGUCCGCAUUUGGUGGCCGGGUUUUCGUGAGGUGUUUCCGUAUGGUGUUUCCGUAUAUGAAGAAGGUUCUGAUGUACUGGUUGUGACGACUUCUCUUCCUUAUGGGGCUCUUGCUGUCUUCUAGCCAAAAUCUGUUCCAUCAUCACUUUGGAGUAACCAUUCCGUUGAAGAUCUUUUCUGAUGUGAUGGUGGACCAGAUUUCGGCAAAAAAACAGCAAGCGAAAACUCCUGCUAAACCGGUGAAGCGGAGAAAGGGGAUAGGUAAAAGCGUUCGAAUUACUAUAAAUAGUCAUCUCUCGAAGAAAUAGUCCAGUCAUCACUCGAA
Messenger RNA from Leptinotarsa decemlineata (Colorado potato beetle), 2988 nucleotides. RefSeq lists its product as uncharacterized. NCBI's taxonomy places the organism in Eukaryota, Metazoa, Arthropoda, Insecta, Coleoptera, Chrysomelidae. The record is from RefSeq and is a predicted model, not a curated record.